Molecule: messenger RNA, 1992 nt
Organism: Anopheles gambiae (African malaria mosquito)
Lineage: Eukaryota; Metazoa; Arthropoda; Insecta; Diptera; Culicidae
Product: transmembrane protein 185B
Exons: 6
Coding region: 249-1295 (348 amino acids)
Source: RefSeq, a predicted model, not a curated record
UGAUAGUCAUUAUUGCAUUAACAACACCUUCAUCGAAUGUGUGUCACCCUGUGCAGCAGCCUUCAACCAAGUGCAGUACACAAUUUCUAGUUUAGCAAAACAAACACAAAAAUGUACCUUAACAACAAUUAGAAAUAUCUUUUACGAAAGACAAUUUUCAGAACAGAAAUUACAUUUCCCGUGCUUGCGCUCGUGCGAUGGACAACACACCGGAAUGUUAAAACGCAGCGAGGAAGAAUCACUACAUCAUGAAUCUGCAAUCGCUGUUUCAGGAUUUUAAUCCCAGUAAAUUUGUUGUUCAUUGCUGUUUGUUCACCUUUACCAUAUUGUUCUGUCUCCGUUUGGACGGAUUCAUCGAUUGGCCCUAUUGGGUUGUGUUUGUGCCGCUAUGGGUGUGGAAAUCGAUUGCAACGCUCGGGGCAAUAGUGGGAGCCAUUGUUUGGUGCCGUCACCCACACUACAGAGUCGAAGGUGACUCGUACUCACACUUCAAAGCGAUGCUAAUAUCGCUUUCGUUGCACUUGAUUUUGCUGAUGUUCGAACUGCUGGCUUGCGAUCGGCUCACCUCCGGACGGCAUCUUUGGGUGCUGGUGUUCAUCCCACUGAUAUUCGGUAGCGCAGCAAGCGUUGGAGCCUGCGUUUGGGCCGUCAAACACGAUCGCUCGUUUGAGCUGGAGCUGUUUUGUGCCGUCAAUGCACUGCAAUUCGUGUUCCUGCCACUCAAGCUGGACGGGCUCGUCUCGUGGAGCUGGGAGGUGGUUUUCGUACCGCUCUGGAUAGUGCUGUGUCUCAGCUUGGUGGCUGUUCUGUACAGUAUCAUAUUUAGCGUUAUCCUAUUGCGCACGCCGGAGGUUUCGAUGCAGCAGAAGAAAUCUGCCUUCUACUCUGCCAUCGGCAACUGUGCCACCGUGAUUCCAGUGCUCGUGUUUCAAGUGCUGCUUGCAGACAAACUGGACGAAGACUUGAAUUGGCCAUUCAUUGCCGUGGCGGGACCGCUGCUGCUUGCUCUAUUCACGUUGAUUCUGCUCAGCUUCAAUGCAAAGGGAGGAAACAAAUGGUGGUUCGGCAUACGCAAAAACUUUAGCCAAUUUCUGCUGGGUGUGCUUCCAUGUUUGCAAGAGUACGGAAACAUAUCAUACCACACGGACAGCGGGCAAACUGUGCCACUAGAUAGCGCCAACGUUCAGCUAGACGAUUUCGAAAAGUACGACAAGAAAAGCAAAAAGUCCCUUGCGAAAAAGAACGAUCAUCUAAAGCCGGUCGUGCCAAUCGUUAGUAUAGAGCUGCCGGAUUGAAGGUGGCCGUUCUCGGCCAUGAAGAAGGCCUGCUUGUUAAAGAUAGUACACUAUCAGACCUUCGUCUCGUUUGUUUUUUGUUCGUCGAUUUCAAUAACAAACUAGGCUCAACUAGCAGCAACUUGCACCAACAAAAGGAGGUCGUUUCGCUGUUAUUGAGGUAAUCCAAAUUGUACGGGACUUUAAGUAUUUCAGUAUCGAUAUAACCCUGUAGUGAAAAUGAAAAAAGGUUUGCUAAAAAUUAUUUGCAUAUUUAUCGAUACCAGGAAUGCUUGCAGGGCCUGUAACUUGGUGACGGUACACUAGUAGACAACACAAGGCCUCUUCGUGUUGUCGAAGAGAGACGAUGACAAUAUUUGAACUAGUAGAAACGAUAUCAGAUAGGUAGAGAUAUAGCAGAGCACAGAGGUGGGCAUGUAAAAUGCGCAAAUUUGCCAGUUGAGUAAGGAAUUUUGAGGAUCUAGCGAAUAUUAUGCCAACAUCCUUAGUGUACGUGGGUGAUAGAGGGUCUUAGCUUGGCGUAAAGGAAAACACUUAACUUAACGGACAAACGGAAGGAUGGAUGCACGAUAUCUAUGUUACUAUCGUAGCAACUGCGGUUCUGUUGCAAAUGCCGAUGAAUAGUUUAUAUCGUUAUGCUAUGCAAGAUGUGCAUGGAACAAAUUAUAAAAUUAAAAAAGCUUUCGUUUGUUUAUUA